CCGGCCGCCAUGUUGCGGCGGCGGCGGGAACGGGAGCGCCGGGAUUGCGGGAUCGCGGGGCGCUCGGAGCAUGCGGGGCGCACGGAGCGGGCAGGGCGCGGAGCGGCGUCCCGCGGGCGCUCACCCCGCGCAGUGGGUGCUCAUUGCCCCAGAGGCUGCUCUUGACCCCCCUAAGACACCUGACAGCGAACCCUUGUUUACAAAACUGCGCAACCCAAGCACAGGGGAAGCAACCCUUUACUUAUUCAAUAGUGGUGCACAGCAGCUGUUUGAAGUAAAAGCUUUUCACGAGGAACGUCGUUCCUGGUUUAUAGGUCAGACUGUUCAACAGGAUGGGCGCCUGCUGUUUGUUACACCAAUGGACCCCUUAUUUCUGAUACUUUACUACCUCAUAAAGGCAGACAAAGAGCAGCAAGGAAAGUUCCAGCCACUUGAUCAAGUUGUGCUAGACUCAGAAUACCCUAGCUGCCCAUUGCUGCUGAAGUGUGCAGAUGUUAAACAGUACAUACAGCACAUAACAGAAGAAAAAGAGAUUGGCAGUCAGAAAUUCCACAAAUACAGCCAAGAGAAGACACUGAAGUGGUUAAAGAAAAAGGUUAAUCAAACAGUGAAAGCACUUAAAAGCAACAAUAUAUCAGUAGGUGAAAGGGUGAUUGCAAGUACAUUUAUCAACAAUAAACAGAUCACAGAUGCUCAGGAAGACUAUGUGCGGUAUGCCCAUGGGUUAGUAUCAGAGUAUAUUCCUGAAGAUCUGAGUAAGGAGUUGUUAAAAUACUUAGGGCUCCCAGAACUUAGAAGCCCAGCACCAGAGCCACCACUGAAGAUGCCUGAGAAAAGACGUGCAAAGAAGAAAUGAAAGGAGCAUAAGGAGAUUUUCUUACAUUAUUUUAACUUGCCAUAAUCACAAAGCUGCUUUUGACAGUUUUUUUUACACACUUUCUGAAAAAUAAAUGUUUGACAUCGGACAUGCCCUGUUCCAAGAAAGAGCAAAUCUCAGCAGAUUAGCAUUGUUAAAUAUGCAGUGUGUUAAACAUACUCUGCUUCAAAUUUUAUAGCUUACACACGAUUGGUCUAUCGGGCCCUUCCAGGAAAGCACUUACGAGCAUGCCUAAAGUUAAGCACAUGAGCAGUGAUCUUAAAGUCGGCCGUGUUGUUCGUGUGGGUAAGUGCUUUGCUGGAUCGGUGCCUGCAGCCCUGUUAGGUGCUGAGCAUCCUGAUCCAUAUCCAGCAAAGCACUUACAUCCAUGCUUAUCUUGAAGUGGAAGAGCCAGUCUAAUAUUUGUGCAUUAGUGUUCACCAUAAAAUCUCUCUUGGCACAAUGACUCAUAUGCUUAAUAUUAAGCACCUGCCCAAGUAUUUUGCAAGAUCAGACCAACUACAUCCUUGAGCAAGUCUUAAAAUACUUGAUUUUCUAUGUUUUGUACUCAUUUUUUUAAUAGAAUCUAUGCUUUUAGUUACUGUAAUUACAAGUUUUAGAAGCUGUAUAGCAAAAUAUGUUUGUAUAGCAUGUUUUAUGCAAUUUCUUCUUUCUUUGUCAUAAUCUAUCCAAAUUCAGAAAAGUGGCCUUUUUGGAUGAGAAGUGCAAUGUUCAGUCAUAAAAUCAACCAAAAUGGAAAAAAACCCAAUAUUGACUCUUUUUAGGACAUUACAUUUUUAAAAAUAAUUUCACUGAGUUUGAUUUACAUGAUUUUGUCCAAUGCUGACCUAUUUCACAGAAGGUGUCACCUGGCUGAGGUUGUGUGGACAGUAUGACUCUUAAGUGCUAAAGCUUCAGGUAGAGAAGGGCAGAUGGAGAAGCUGUAUUUUUUAUUUUGCUUCUUUUAUUCUAAGGGAUUGAAGCCUUACAAACAUGUAUUAGAUAACAUGUACAUUUUACAUUUUGUGUUAAGAACUAGACCAAAACCUAUGUAAUUUUUCAGGUUAAAAAAUAAAAAAGACCUAAUUAUCCUUUAUUUAUUAAUGUAAGUGACACUUUCUGUGGAGUGGGCUUCAACCAAAAUGUCAGCCUGUGUCUAUAUAAAACAUGCAGAAAGUGGAUGCUAAUGAGAGCUGGAAUUGAUUUGUGUCAUAUGCAGUCUGAUGUUCUUAACUUAAAUACCUGUAUAUCAAACUACUAUUAAUAUAUAACUCCUUGCUGGAGAACUUUUUAAAGUUAAUAAUUGACAAGAUUUUGAGCAGAAUGAAUGUUUACUUCGGUAAAUUCCAACUGUGACCCCAGUUCACAGAUGCCUAUAGCAAAUGGCCAAAAUGGCUGGUAAAGCUUGAAUGUAUUUGAAGUCUUCUAGGUAAAAUGUAAAGAAAUAUUUUGCAUCAACUCUAGCAAAUUUUGCCUAACUUUGAAUAAAGAAGAGCUCCAAGAAGAGUUUAUUAUGACCUUGCUGAAAACUAAAUUUCAGGAGAGAGGCAAUAGCUUACUUAACUUUUUUUUCAACUAAUUCUGUUCAUCUGUGUUUCAGAAUAUGAAAAACCUGAACUAUUAACUAUUUAGAAAUCAUAUAUGAAAGGAAAUGUAAUCUGAAUGCCUGUUUUAGGAAUAUGCACUGAAUUAUUUUUGUAGUCUGGUGAAGUAAUGUGCACUUUCCCUUUUUAAGGAAAAAGUAUUUAAACAUCAGUUUUAGGAAUAUUAUUAUGAAUUAGGAAUAUUAUUAGGAAUUUUAGGAAUUAUUAUUAGGAAUAUUAGGAAUUUUAGCAAGAUUAUUACAUGGGUCCAAAGUGAAAUUUCUAUUUUUCUAGCUUACAUUAAAAAAUGCUUGCUGUAUGAAUUAAGAUUAUAUAUUUCAGUAUGUGGUUCCAUAUUUUGUAAUAUUUUAUUUUUUAUUAAUGUACAAGAAAGAAAUAAAUGCCUUUGGAAUAA
Messenger RNA from Vidua chalybeata, 2854 nucleotides. It is a transcript of the gene RNASEH2B, whose product is annotated as ribonuclease H2 subunit B. The coding region runs from base 71 to 856 and encodes 261 amino acids. The transcript is spliced from 10 exons. Lineage: Eukaryota; Metazoa; Chordata; Aves; Passeriformes; Viduidae. Gene Ontology annotation, biological process: RNA catabolic process; ribonucleotide metabolic process. The record is from RefSeq and is a predicted model, not a curated record. Gene Ontology annotation, cellular component: nucleoplasm; ribonuclease H2 complex.